UAUGAAGACUCUUAUUCUGUAUCAGAUCUCUUCCGUCUGUUUCCUGUUGCGAUCGUACUGUUGAAAUGGCUCAAGGAAAACAGAAAUUUAAAGCGCAGCGUCCAGGAGGAGCCAAAAAACAUCAAAACAAACCAAAAGGACUGAAGAAAGGAGGAAGGAUAAUCGCUCCCAAAAAAGCUCAAGUGGUCCAACAACAGAAGCUAAAGAAGGGUUUGGAGGUGGCCAUCAGGAACAAGAUUGAACAUGAAGUCACACAGAAGGCCAGCACGUCCCUGCAUAAGAAACUGAGUGUGUUGAAAACUCCAGCACAGAAAAGCGGGACAGCAGGAGCCCCUAAACCUGCAGCUGGACCCUCUAAAUGAAGCAAAGUAAUCAGGAGCGUGUCAUCUUUCGUGCAGCCGCUAGGCGGAGCUCCCCGCGCGGGAAAAGACUGACGAUCGACACUGUUUGAACGGAUAGUUAAAACACCCCUACAGUUAGCCAUAAUCUUUGCUAUUUUAACUUAAUAAAAUGAUAAAAUAAUUGUGAGCUUUUUUUAAUAUCUUUUUUUUAGUUAAAACGCUUUGAUCAUGGGCAAACACAGCUUCAUUUCAGGGCAGUAUUUAGCUUUUUUAGCCUGCUGCUCUAUCCAGAUUCACCUGAGAAAAAAUGUGAGGUUAAUGUUAAAUUAAGCAAAUUAAUACAUGACUAUAAAAUUAUAUGGUUGUUAGACUUGCACUUUUUUUUUUGUCAAUAUGCUUGUGUUUAUAUAGGCCUAUUAUUGUGUGCUCAACGUUUGUAUAUUUUAAACACUUUUAAGGAUUGUGGGGGUCGCGAGUCACUGGCGUUGUUAUUUUGGGGGUCGUGGGCUGAAAAGUUUGGGAACCUCUGCACUGGAGAGCAUUUAAUUGGUCACUAUUGGAUGAGCAACUGAAGUAUAAGGUUGAUCCAUUCAGGAGGAAGUGACAAACUGCAAACAUUGGAUGUUUUUUCUAAACGCAAAUGUCACUAUUUGUGGAGCACAUUAGCGUAUAGAUGUCCUCAAGACUGACAUUAAAAAUUAUACAUAAAAAUACUUAAUUUAGAUUUCACUUGUAGUUUGUCUGAAACUUUUUCAUUCUGGGCCACCAGAGCUCAUUUCAGCACUGCAUUCAGCUUUUAUAGUGUGUGUUUGUCUCAUAAAUCAGUGCUGUUUUUCAUUAGGCACACACACACUUGCGUUGUGUUGUGUGAAAUCCCCUCAAGGUUUUCCUGCGGUCGCCAAUGCCAUGCUACUCUGUGCUUUAUUUGAUUUACUCAGCCUUCAGUCUGCUGACCUUCAGCUUUCAGCUCUCUGAUUGGCUCUCUUGGUGUGUAAGACAGCUUUCAAAACACUCCCACUCUUGACACAAGUAUGUUUAUUAAAUGGACAGGUUUAAUAAUACAGA
Molecule: messenger RNA, 1406 nt
Organism: Danio rerio (zebrafish)
Lineage: Eukaryota; Metazoa; Chordata; Actinopteri; Cypriniformes; Danionidae
Source: RefSeq